AUGGGAGAAUCCGGCCUGACCGUUGAUUGGACAGAGUUGGUGGGCAUCGACCAGGCAGGUCAGUUGCUAGCAGAGGGAUAUCCGGACAACGACGAACCAGUGGACUCAGCCGACCAGCUCGGCAGCUGGCUGUCUGUUGGGCCAGCCAUUCAGCUGACCAGCCUGGCGAACAGACUCGUCGAGACUGGCCCAGGAGGCAAUUGUGAAGUCCGGUAUGAGGGGAACUGGGAGAGAUUGUGCGUUGUGAAGGGACGGCCUUGGGCGACAGCUGAGACGGCCGGAUCAAUGGGGCGAGAGGAGGAGACGCAGACACAACGACUCACUGGCCAGCAUGGGCGCCCUACUCACGAGUAUCCCGUCGCAUCAUUGUCAUCCGGCUUGCAGUCAUCUGGACCGUGUUACUGUCUUCUCAAUGCAGGCCGGCCGACAGCGGACAGAUCCGCGGCUCGUCACGACCGUGUACAGGGCGUCGGGGGCGCUUUAGACGGGAGUCCCGUUAAAAGUUGCAUGGACUCGGCUCACUUGUCCGGAGGCCAAGAGCUGGCGGUCUGUCGGGAUGCCGUCUCGUGUUAA
This is a messenger RNA of Protopolystoma xenopodis, 573 nucleotides long. The record is from the annotation of a GenBank genome assembly. Lineage: Eukaryota; Metazoa; Platyhelminthes; Monogenea; Polystomatidea; Polystomatidae.